Messenger RNA from Cladophialophora yegresii CBS 114405, 2187 nucleotides. RefSeq lists its product as uncharacterized. The transcript is spliced from 2 exons. Gene Ontology annotation, molecular function: DNA-binding transcription factor activity, RNA polymerase II-specific; DNA binding; zinc ion binding. Lineage: Eukaryota; Fungi; Ascomycota; Eurotiomycetes; Chaetothyriales; Herpotrichiellaceae. Bases 1 to 2187 code for a protein of 728 amino acids. The record is from RefSeq and is a predicted model, not a curated record. Gene Ontology annotation, biological process: regulation of DNA-templated transcription; DNA-templated transcription.
AUGUCCUCCGGUGCGAAUGAGACUCGUCCGGCUUUGAAUCCUCUGAAGCGACCACGGCAAGAUCCAGUCUCAUGUCAGUUCUGCAGAUCGAAGAAGCUCAAAUGCAAUCGCCAAAGUCCGUGUUCUAACUGCGCUUCGAGAGGCCUUCCUUGCGAUGGUGAUUCUGCUUCAAAUGCACGUCGCCCUCUGGAAGCAACAGGAGAUGCAGGCGAGCUAUCUAUUUUGGCACGAUUGAAGCGGCUCGAGGAUGUUGUGCUGGGGCCGCCGCCUGAUUCGAAGCCGGAUGGCGUUGGUGCGAGCGCGUCUCAUGGUCUUCCAGCGAAGGCCGCAUCGUCGCCCAGCUUGGCCUGCGUCUCGCCCGCGGCGGAGUACCAGGAGGCUAUACACAGUCUGGAGGAGACAGGCGCUCGCGAUGCACCGUCGUCAACUCGAGGCCUCAACAUCCGGGUCAUGCCCACCCAUCAGAUUGCGGUUGAUCAAGACAAGCUCUUCCAUCUCCAGACGGCUUCAAGGUGUCUGUGCCUGCCACCAAAGGCUGAAGCGAGAGUAUUGUUCGACCACUAUUUCCAGUAUGUCGACCUUCUGCAGCAUGUCAUUCACGUGCCUACCGUGCAAAUGUCGCUGCAGACCAUUUAUGCCAGUCUAGAAAGCGGGCUACCGGUCGUCCCUUCUGAAGUGGUGCUGUUACUCGCCAUCUUUGCGAGUGCUGCUUCGCUCUGUACUUACUUUCCAGGAGAAACUCGAACUUUCCUGUCUUCUGCAGAUGCGCACCAAGCUUCUCUGUUCUGGACGAACUCUGCUCUGGAAGUAUUGGAAUUCACUCGUCGCACGGCAGCGAGACGGCUGGCAGACAUUCAGGCCGGUAUCGUUCUCGGUUUCCUGCUGUUUCACAAUGAAGGCUUUUCGACGCGAGCUCGCUGCCUCUUUGCCAGCGGCGUCGCAAUGGCUCGUGAGUUAUCACUGCAUAAAAUCGAUGCACCCAGCAACCAAGCAGUGGGCUCACCCAACAAUCAAAAUGCCUUGGAGACAGAGAUCAAGCGCCGAGUCUGGUGGCACACGGUCGCCACAGACUGGCUGCUGGCCCUGAGCGGAGGUCCGCAAGAAGGCACAUACUUCGUCCAACCUCGCCACAUGCGGGUGAACAUGCUACGUAACGUCGACGACGACGACCUAGUCCGCGACAACCCAACUGUGGACAAGCCCCUCUCGCAACCAACAGUCAUGUCAUACUACAUCCAACGGAUAAAGCUUGCCGACAUCUGCCGCGAUGUGAUCGACGUGAUGCCCUUGACCAGCUUCGAGCUCGGCACAGUCAACUAUCAAGAUGUGAUUAAUCUCGACCGCCGGUUCGAGACGUUUUUUCGAAAGUUACCGUCAUUCUUCAAGAUCGACGAGCGCCACAUACGCGAGAGCGAGCACAUCAUGCGUCAGCGCCCGCACAUGCAAAUCCAGCGGUACGUUCUGGGCAUGAUUGGCCUGACUCGCCGGUGUAAGCUGCACCAGCCAUUUCUUAUCCGCCGCUCUGUGGAACAUCACUACGACUACUCCCGUCAGAUAUCGCUCGAGUCGGCUCGAUCGGUGAUUCGGAUGGAGGACCUUCUCCGCCACGAGGGAGAGGAAGACUUCGUGACCAUGAGUGCGAAACACACGGGCGUUAUAUAUCACAUAUUCAUGGCGACAAUUGUGCUUGUGAUGGAUCUGUGCUUCAACCGCGUCACCGAGGGGGAAGACGAUGUCGCUCGCAAAGCCGAAGUAGUCGCGGCAUGCAAGAUGCUAGAAGACGGGAAGGCUGAAUCCGCGAUGGCCAGUAACUUCUUGGACUCGCUCAUGGACGUGCUGAGGAAGCAUAAGGUGAGGCUGCACAACAACAACAAUGCACGCCCACCUGUCGCGGCUGCCCCGACCGGUGCUGUCUACGAAGGGAACAGGCUUCCUGUGGUAACUCCCGCAGCCUGGUCGCAGCAACACCUCAACGGCGUCGUCGCUGGCGUCCCCAAUCGACCUGCGCCAACGCCAGAAACACAAUCGCAGAUAUUUAGUGACAGCAACGCCUUGCCCGUGCAAGACCCCUCCCAGCACUAUCUGUCGGACUUUGACGCAAUUUGGCAGGAGUACGUCGAGCUAGGACCGAACAUGGGCAUACCGGGAUGGGACAGUCUCUUCUCUGACCUGGAUUCAAGGUUUUGA